UAAAUUUGACAAAAGGUGUUUCGCCUUAAAUUGUAAAUACAAUAAUUAAUUAAGCGUAUAUACUUUGUCAAUACAUCUAGUUAACUUUAAGCAAUAAGAUGUCGGAUGAUCUGCCCGAGGAAUUUGACCUGAUUGUUGUGGGCACAGGCUUCACGGAAUCCUGCAUUGCGGCCGCCGCUAGUCGCAUUGGCAAAACGGUGUUGCACAUCGAUGCCAAUGAAUAUUAUGGCGAUGCAUGGAGUUCCUUUAAUCUGGAGGCAUUUAAUUGUUUGCUGGAGCAACCCAAUUUCACGCUGAGGAAUGGAAGCUACAUUUGGCAUGGGCCCGAGUCGAAGGAGGAAAAUGAGGAAAUGGAAAUUGUGAGUUGGACACGUGAAACGCUGCUGGAGAAGUCGCGUCGCUUCAGCUUAGACUUGAGUCCACGUGUUGCCUACUCCGAUGGCGAGUUGGUCAAGUUGCUGAUCAAAUCCAAUAUUUGUCGGUACGCAGAAUUUCGUGCUGUGGAUCAUGUUUGUAUAUUGUCCAACGAUGAGCUUGUGUCGGUGCCCUGCUCCCGCAGCGAUGUCUUCAACACCAAAAUGCUGACCAUGGUCGAGAAACGUAUGCUGAUGAAAUUUCUCACCGCCUGCAACGAUUACAAGGAGGAGGAUGAGCUCUCAUUUCGCGGACGCACCUUUCUCGAGUAUCUGCAGGCGCAGCGAGUGACGGACAAGAUUGGCACGUGCGUCAUGCAGGCGAUUGCCAUGUGCGAUGCCAACACCAGCUUCGAGGUGGGCAUGCAGCGCACCAAUCGUUUCCUCGGCAGCUUGGGUCGCUACGGGAAUACCCCAUUUCUGUUUCCUAUGUACGGCUCUGGCGAGUUGCCGCAGUGCUUUUGUCGCCUUUGCGCCGUUUUUGGCGGUGUUUAUUGCUUAAAGCGCAGCUUGGAUGGCAUCACUCAGGCGGAGCAGUCCAAUGAGCUGCUAGUUAGCAGCGCAGGGAAAACGUUGCGCGCCAAGCAGGUGGUCUGUGCGCCAGCUCAACUGCCUGCCUCGCUGGCCAGACACUACGGCGAGUUGAAACCACACAUUUCUAGGGGUCUAUUUAUAGCCGCCAGUCCGUUGGGCAAUGAGGAGUUGAAUAAGGGUGGCGGCGGCGUCAUUUUGUUGCGUCUGCUGGCCGAGGAGGGAGCGCGGGAGGCUUGCCUCUUACAACUGGCACACUACUCCGGCACCUGCCCCGAAGGAUUGUAUAUCUUUCAUUUGACGACGCCUGCUAUAAGUGAAGAUCCUUCCGCUGAUUUGGCUGCCUUUACAGCGCAGCUCUUCCAAGCGAAUGCGCCACAAAUCCUCUACAGCGCUUACUUUACGCUAACAGCGCAAACCAUUCCAAAGACAAGCACCGCCAUGCCCAUUUGUUGCACUGCUGCGCCCACCUACGAGCUGGAUUAUGAUGCAGCCAUUGCCAAUGCUCGCGAUAUCUUUGAUAAACUCUAUGGCGAGGCGGAGGAGUUCUUGCCACGCGCACCCGAUCCCGAGGAGAUCGUUGUGGAGGGCGAGGAUCCGAGCGCUCUGAGGGAGCAUAGUCUGCCCGAGGAUUUGCGGGCACAGCUGCAGCAAAUGGAUAUUGCCGAAUAGAGGGGAACAAGCAGCUUUAUUUAAUCAUCAUUUUAUUUAUAUAAUUGAGAAAAAAAUGAAGACUUCUAUAUACACACUAAUAUGCCAGACACAUAUAUAUAUUAUCUGGACAAUUUGCAAUUCAAAGAACUAAUGUGUUUAGUUUAAGAUCAUAAUCAAAUA
Messenger RNA from Drosophila grimshawi, 1778 nucleotides. RefSeq names its product rab proteins geranylgeranyltransferase component A (gene Rep). The transcript has 3 exons. NCBI's taxonomy places the organism in Eukaryota, Metazoa, Arthropoda, Insecta, Diptera, Drosophilidae. Gene Ontology annotation, cellular component: cytosol; nucleus; cytoplasm. The record is from RefSeq and is a predicted model, not a curated record. Gene Ontology annotation, biological process: protein geranylgeranylation; small GTPase-mediated signal transduction; vesicle-mediated transport. Bases 99 to 1616 code for a protein of 505 amino acids. Gene Ontology annotation, molecular function: GDP-dissociation inhibitor activity.